AUGGCGCCUAAAAUCUAUGCCGUCUUGGGGUCGACAGGUAACUGCGGCACUGCGCUGAUUACAAACCUGCUGCAAAAUCCAGACACCCUGAUACACGCCUACUGUCGAAACCGCUCUAAACUUCUACGACUACUUCCGGAUAUCAAUGAAAACGACCGAGUCAGCAUCUUCGAGGGCAGUAUCGAGGACACCAAACUCGUACAAUCGUGCAUCCGUGACUGUCAGGCCGUGUUCCUGGUAGUUUCGACCAACGACAACGUUCCAGGUUGUCGCCUCGCUCAAGACACCGCCGCCGCUGUGGUGAAAGCUUUGCAGAGUCUAAAGGCCGAGAAUAUGAAGCACCCAAUGCCAAAGCUGGUUCUUCUCUCCUCUAAUACUGUUGACGAUGAACUUUCUCGCCACGUGCCAUACUUGCUCCGCCCGAUCUUGUUACGCUCAGCAUCGUUCGUUUACCAGGACUUGAUAGACACUGAAAAGCUGCUCCGUCAACACGAGGACUGGUUGACAGCAAUAUACGUCAAACCGGGCAUGCUUUCGGUUGAUAUCAAGCGUGGCCACGAACUGAGCUUCACGGAUUCCGACCACGGCCCGGUCUCCUACCUGGACCUGGCUGCUGCAAUGAUUGAGGCGGCCGAUGACAAACAGGGGCGCUACGAUAACAAGAGUGUUAGUGUGGUCAACACGAACGGACAGGCUAAAUUUCCGGCGGGGACUCCAAUGUGCAUCCUCACUGGAUUGGCCAGGCAUUUUAUUCCUUCUUUACAUCCGUAUCUCCCGACGGAUACGGGUCCCCGAUAA
This is a messenger RNA of Penicillium vulpinum, 798 nucleotides long. RefSeq names its product oxidoreductase tpcG (gene tpcG). Lineage: Eukaryota; Fungi; Ascomycota; Eurotiomycetes; Eurotiales; Aspergillaceae. The coding region runs from base 1 to 798 and encodes 265 amino acids. The transcript has a single exon. The record is from RefSeq and is a predicted model, not a curated record.